This is a messenger RNA of Paralichthys olivaceus (Japanese flounder), 731 nucleotides long. RefSeq lists its product as uncharacterized. The record is from RefSeq and is a predicted model, not a curated record. Lineage: Eukaryota; Metazoa; Chordata; Actinopteri; Pleuronectiformes; Paralichthyidae.
GAGAGGAGACGCAGACGGGUGGAGAAGAAAGGAUGCUCGGUCCAGCAGAAUAUGAGAGGGAGGCUGAAGUGCAGGUGGAAGAGUGCAAGCAAAAGGUUGUGGGUGUGCUGAAGGAGCUGAGAGUUUUUCACUCAGAGAGAAUGACAGCAUGGAGAGAGGCCCUCAGCGAGUGUGCCUGCAUGCUCAAUAAGUCUCCACCAAGGGGCGGUGAUCAGCAGGAUGCAUCAAUAACUGACUUCUUUAGUGAUACCUUUCAGAGUUUGUCGGAGGACAUCGAGAACAUUACACAGAAACUGAGCACAAUUGUAACCAAACUGGAAGCAGAAGUUCUCUGUGUGUCUGCGGAAGAAGCCUCAGGUGUGAAUGUGGCGCCUCAUGAAACCAGAGACCCAGAAACCUCAGCUCGACCUGAAGUUGGCAGAAAAUGCCUGAGCUUUCAGGAUCCACUCCACUCUGACUGCGAACAGGAGGCUGAGAAUGAAAGUGAUCGAAGACAUCCAUCACCAAACGCUGAGCUAACAGCCGAAAUAAGAUUGAACUGUUCCGACUGUAGCGAUGUGAAGGAAACUGGGGGGGAACUGGAGGUCAAAGGUCAAGUGGAUGAUAAUGAGGAGGGCUGUGUUUCUCCAGUGAGUCAGACAGAUUUACUGAAGGAGAGGGACAAGGACACAGGGAGGAUGAAUGUCAAGGUGGAAGAGGAGACAAAGACAGAAUGGAUCACUGUCGGGUGA